Molecule: messenger RNA, 2592 nt
Organism: Centropristis striata (black sea bass)
Lineage: Eukaryota; Metazoa; Chordata; Actinopteri; Perciformes; Serranidae
Gene: ky
Product: kyphoscoliosis peptidase
Exons: 6
Coding region: 73-2592 (839 amino acids)
Source: RefSeq, a predicted model, not a curated record
UACAGAAAAUGGCUUCUGUCUUUUGAAUAGUAUCUACCUUCUCUUUGGUUAGGACGCCAUGCUUCCAGCAUAAUGUCAGCGAAAGUUGCAAUUCAGAAGUUCUCCUUCCCCUUCUCCUGUGCCGCACCACUUUCUCAGCAAGAUGAGGUGACCCAGAAGGGAUGUAUACAGGUGAAGGCCCUGGAGCUUCAUGACCUCCAGGAGAAUCAAAUUUUAAGUGAAGCAAGCCCUGUUGUAAUGGGAGCUCUGGUACAUAAUAAGAACCAAGCCCAAGGGAGUCCAAAGCCUUCUGCUGGGGGAAACAAAGCAGUUGCCCAGGUCCUGGUCUGUGCUGAAGUUUCCCAGAGUGCUGUGGUCUCCAGGCAGAGUGUGUCUGAGAAGCUGGCGGUUGAGAGCGAAGAUCAGCGUCCUGCGGCGAAGAGACAGCUUUCAUCAGAGAGCGCAGCCAGGACCAUCACCGUGGUGAAGAAGAGCGCAGUGAGGAAGGAGGUGGAGGAACACAGGCACCUGAAACCAAAAGCUCACCUGGGACAGAGAGCGACACCAUGCUCUGUGGCCGUGGGGAAGAGGAGGCGUCGAAAGGACCUCUUCACCAACUGCGACGUCUUCCAUAGGGUUGAUUCACACGUCAUCAGGGCGGGAGCAGAGCUGAAGGAAAAGUGUGUGUAUAAUGUGAAGACAAUAGUACAAAGCAUCACACAAGGAGCCAGAAAUGAGCUGGAGAGGCUUCGUGCAAUCUGGGUCUGGCUUUGCCACAACAUCGAGUAUGAUGUGAGUGGGUACCUCGGCCGCUCGGAGAAGCUGAGCUCCCCAGAGGAGGUGAUAGCGGCCGGUCGGGGUGUGUGCUGUGGCUACUCCAGCCUCUGCUCAGAGAUGUGCAGAGAGGUGGGCAUCGAGUGCCAAGAAGUGCCAGGCCACAGCAAAGGGGUCGGGUACCUUCAGGGCCAGAGCCUCAAGAAUGUGAAAUCUGAUCACCUGUGGAACUCUGUGCUUCUGGGGGGACAGUGGUUCCUAUUGGACGCUUGUUGGGGAGCAGGACGAGUAGAUGUGGAACAUGAAAGCUUUGUUAAAAGGUUCGAUGAUUUCUAUUUCCUAACGGACCCAGAGGAGUUCAUAGAUUCACACUUCCCCGAUGAGGAGAAAUGGCAGCUCCUGGACACGCCCAUCCCCCUGGAGGAGUUCGAGAGGAGAGUCUUCAAGACCUCAGCCUUCUUCACCAUGGGGCUUCGGCUAAUUCAGCCUCAUCACUGUCAUCUUGUCACAGCUGAUGGUGAGGCAAACGUGUCCCUUGGCUUCUCGAGGCCAACAACUUUUACCUAUGAGAUCACACAGCACCAGGACCUUCUUCAUUGCGGAGCUCCAGAGCAGAAAGAGUCCAGCAACUCAUCCUUUGGCCUCCUAACGGUUUCACAUCGGAGCAUGAAGCUGCAGCUCCUGCCGCCUGCGAGUGGUGUGUAUGAUGUGAAGGUGUUUGCCAGACCUGAAACUGCCACCUCAGCUCUGAUUUGGGUCUGCUCCUUCAUGGUCGAGUGCCCCAUCCCCAGAGCCAUGGAGGAGAUCCCAGAGAACCCCUUCCUGUCCUGGGGCCUGCAGCCUGUUGCAGGAUCUCUGGGCGUCACAGGCAGCAGCCAGGGCAGCAAGGCAGCCGAGGUGGAAGAUGGUGUCUUUGAGUUGGUAUUGAAGACGUCCAGGCCUCUGAUGGUGCUGUGUGAACUAGUUCACCCAGAGCUGGAAGGUGCUGUAGCCAAGCGCUGCCUAGCUACUCAGAUUCAACCGGAUGUCCUGACCUGCCACAUCCUGUGUCCUACGCGUGGCUUCUACCGGCUGUCAGUAUUUGUGCGGGAUUACGAGAAAACAGAAGUCAGGUUCCAGAAUGCUGGAAACUUCCUGUUGCACUGCAAAGGGAAGGUGGUCAGUAUGGAAGAGCUCUUCCCUCCUAGUCUGAGCUCAGUGUGUGGGCCGGGGACCCGCACAUCAGAGGCGGGCCUUUCCAAAUUCAGCCACACGACAGCACUAGUGAGUACCCAGCAAGGCAAGUGUAACAUUACCUUCCACAACCAUCGAGACCUCGAGCUUCACACCAUGCUGAGCAGAGAGGAGAACAAGACAGCAGCCAUCCCGCUUUCACGGCACCUCUUCUGCACAUACACAGACAGCAAGGUGACGGUGAGCGUCAGCCUACCUGAUGCCGGGGUGUAUCGGCUAGGCCUGUAUGCUAAGAUCACCCCUGGUGGAGAUUUCAGCCCCAUGUGUGACUUUGUUCUGAAGAACAGCUGCGAUCAGCCCGGGCCUCCGUUCCCCUGCGUCUACGCAGCCUGGAGGAAAGGCUUCGUGCUCUUUGAGCCUCGUGUGGGCCUGCUGGAGCCCCUUUCAUGGGUCCGCUUCAGGGUGAGGGUCCCCGGGGCCCAGAGGGUGAGUGUGAUGGGAGAGACACGAACUGAUCUAAAACUGAAUAAGAGCCGAGUGUGGGAGGGUGACGUUUUCACUGGAAACAGUCUCCAACUAGUGAAACUGGCUGCUACAUCGGGGGAAUCCACUGACAUGGCUGUUUUGAUGACCUUUGACAUCAAGCAGCUGGAGAGAGAAGUGUGA